AUGCGUUUUCUAGUCCUUCUUGCUGGAGCACUUUUUCUCUUGACCCUAUCGACCGAAAGGGGCGAUGCCUUUGUAAAGUUUCCCCCGAAGAAUACCAAGGAUUUUAAAGGACCGGGGGGUCUUACGAAAGAUAUACGAAAAGAAGGAUCUGGGGUGCCCCCGAGCGUAGACGAUAACGAAGGCAACGCGGACCAGGAAGACGAAGGAGCCAGUAAUGGAGAAGAGCCUCAGGAAGAAGAGCAUGAGGAGGGAGAAGGCGAGGAGGCUCAAGAGGAAGAACCUGAAGAGGGUGAAGACGAAGAAAAUAAUGAAUCAGAGAGCGAAGAGCGGGAGGAGGAUGAGAAACCAAAAGUAGGAGAACAGGAAGAAGAACAAGAAGAAGAAGAAGAGGAGGAGGACGAGCAAGAAAAGGGAGAGUCCGAAGGGGAAGAGGGUGAAGAAUCUGGAGACGAAGGAGAAAGUAAAGAAAAUCCUAAGUCCAAUGAAGAGGAAGAAGGUGAAGAGUCUGAAGAAGAUGAAGAAGUUCAAAAGCCUGUCGAAGCGCAAGCCCAGAAUGAGGUGGAGGAAGGUGAGGAGAAAGAGGAAGAAGGGUCUGGAGAGGCAGAAGAUGGAAGUGGUGACGAGGAAGAUAAUAAUCAGGAAGAAGAGGAGGACGAAGGAAAGGGGGAUGAGGAGGGAGAGGAGGAAGAAAAAGAUGAGGAGGAGGGGCAUGAGAAUCACGAGGAAGAAGAUGCUGGAGAAGGGGAAGAGGAGCCUGUGGAGGAGGAGGAAGAGGAGAGGAAUGACCACGAGGUCGCGGAGGGCGAGUCUGAUGAGAAAGAGGAAGAAGCUGAACAUGGAGUUGUAGAGUCUCAUGAGGAGGAAGCAAAUGAGGAGUCUGAAAAAAAGGUAGAAGGGGAGGCGUCGGGGGAGGAGCCUGAAGGAGCAGGAGAAGGUGAGGGGUCCGAGGACGAAGAAGAGGAAGAUGAUGACGAUGAUAAUGAUGAUGAUAAUGAGGAAGAGGAAAAUAUAGAAGAGGAGGGAGAGCAAGAGAGGGAGCCUAAAGAAGAGGAGACCGAAGAAGAAGAAGAAGAAGAACAAGAAGAAGAAGAUGGGGAAGAGGAAGAUGAAGGAGAAGAGGAGAAAGAGGAGAAAAAAGGGCAGGAAGAGCAUGAGGGAGAGCACGAGGAGAAGCCUGAAGAAGAGAAUGAGGGCGAAGAGCAUAAAGGAGAGGGAGAAGAAGAAGAAGAAGAAGAAGAAGAAGAAGAAGGGGAAGAGGUAGCGGAAGGAGAAGGAGAGAAAGAGGAGAAAGAAGAGCCGGAAGAGCAUGAGGGAGAGCACGAGGAGAAGUCUGAAGAAGAGCAUAAAGGAGAGGAAGAAGAAGAAGAGGAAGAAGGAGGAGAAGGAGAAGAGGAAGGGGAAGAGGUAGAGGAAGAAGAAGGAGAGGAAGAGGAGAAAGAAGGGCAGGAAGAGCAUGAGGAAGAGCACGAGGAGGAGAAGCCUGAAGAAGCGAAUGAGGGCGAAGAGCAUAAAGGAGAGGAAGAAGAAGAAGAAGAAGAAGAAGAAGAAGAAGAAGAAAAGGAAGAAGAAGGAGGAGAAGAAGAAGAGGAAGGGGAAGAGGUAGAGGAAGGAGAAGGAGAGGAAGAGGAGAAAGAAGAGCAGGAGGAGCAUGAGGAAGAGCACGAGGAGAAGCCUGAAGAAGAAAAUGAGGGCAAAGAAUCUGAAGAAGAGGAAGAGGAAGAUGAAGAGGAGGAAAAUAAAGAAGAGAAGGAGGAGCAUGAGAAUGAGCCUGGGGAAGAAGGACAUGACGAAGAGGAAGAAGACGAAGAGCCCGAGGGAGAAGAAGAAGAAGAAGAAGAAGAAGAAGAAGAAGAAAGGGAGGAGAAGGAGGAAGGAGAAGGGGAGGAAGAAGAGCAGGAAGGGCAUGAGACAGAGCACGAGGAUAAGCCUGAAAAUGAGGAUGAGGGCGAAGGGCCUGAAGGAGAGAAAGAAGAAGAGAAGCCUGAAGAAGAAAAUGAGGGCGAAGAAUCUGAAGAAGAGGGAGAGGAAGAAGGAGAGGAGGAAAAUAAAGAAGGGGAGGAGGAGCAUGAGAAUGAGCCUGAGGAAGAGGGAAAUGAAGAAGAGAGAGAAGACGAAGAGCCUGAGGAAGAAGAAGAAGAGGAAGGAAAUAAGGAGGAAGGAGAAGGAGAGGAAGAAGAGGAGGUGGAGGAAGGGCAAGAAGGGCAUAAGGGAGAACCUGAGGAAGGGAAGCCUGAAAAAGAUAAUGAAAGCGAAAAGUCUGAUGAAGAGGAAGGAGAAGCCAAUGAGGAAGAAGAGAAUGCAUAA
Molecule: messenger RNA, 2304 nt
Organism: Spirometra erinaceieuropaei
Lineage: Eukaryota; Metazoa; Platyhelminthes; Cestoda; Diphyllobothriidea; Diphyllobothriidae
Source: the annotation of a GenBank genome assembly